Molecule: messenger RNA, 7349 nt
Organism: Pseudoliparis swirei
Lineage: Eukaryota; Metazoa; Chordata; Actinopteri; Perciformes; Liparidae
Gene: pdcd11
Product: programmed cell death 11
Exons: 47
Coding region: 44-6931 (2295 amino acids)
Biological process (GO): rRNA processing
Cellular component (GO): nucleolus; nucleus; small-subunit processome
Molecular function (GO): protein binding; RNA binding
Source: RefSeq, a predicted model, not a curated record
GUGAGUUUUGCCGGAGAUUUAAUAAAUUAAAAGAACAUCCAACAUGGCGUCAGUGGAAGAAGACUUCCCUCGAGGAGGGAAGGCAACGAAGCCCAUCGACAGCAAAAUAGUGGUGCAUCGGACAGAAGUGGACAACUUAUUCCAGCAGUCAAACGAAAAAGCCGAGACCAAGAAAAGAAAAGGGGUGAGCAAAGAUGCCAACAAGAAUCUCAAGAAGUUGAAGACGGGUAAAGGAGACGGUCUGACGCUGAAUGCACCGGCCAAAUGUGUGGAAAUCCUCCACAUUAAGAAUUUGAAGGAGGGCAUCCUGAUGCUUGGCUGUGUGAAGGAUGUAACUGACUUUGAGGUGACAGUCGGCCUGCCCUGUGGCAUGCAAGGCUUCCUCAGCAUCAUGCACAUCUGUGACUCCUACACCAAGCUGCUGAGCGAGCAGCUGGAGUCAGCUGAUGCAGAGGAGUUCUGCUCACUACAAGAUCUCUUCUUCCCUGGCAUGGUGUUGCGGUGUGUGAUUGCCACGUUGAAUAUCGCCAAAAGUGGCUCCCUUAGCAUCAAGCUGUCAAUCAAUCCAAAGCUGGUCAACAAGGCGAUCGCCUCCGGCUCUAUGAAAGCUGGCAUGGUCUUGAGUGGGUGUGUGGAGAGUGUGGAGGAUCAUGGCUACAUAGUUGACAUUGGCCUCAGUGGAACCAAAGCCUUCCUGCCAAAGAAAGCAGUGAAAGACCAACACAACAACGCAGACGCGCUGAAAGUGGGUCAGUAUUUGAUUUCUAAAGUGGAAGACGUAAAGAACGAAGGGCGUCUGGCCCGCCUUUCUGUCAGCACGCCCGCCCAGGCCUGUGCUGAAUCGGAGCAGGGCUGGAACCUCACCAACCUGAUGCCUGGCCUUCUCGUCAAAGCUACCAUCAAAAAGGUGACCAAACAUGGUCUGAUCCUGGACUUCCUGUCCUCCUUCACUGGCCAGGUGGACUUUCUCCACAUGGAGCCAGAUCAGACCUCCAACUACACUGAGGGAUCUCAGGUGCGAGCCUGUGUGCUGUACGUGGACCCGUCCACCCGUCUGGUGGGCCUCAGCCUGCGCAGCUUCCUCGUUCACCCCGGGACGACGAUUGACCACACUCCUGCUGGAGGCGAACGCAUCGGAGAGGUGGUGAAGGACUGCAAGAUAACCGCCAUGCACAACAGGUCUGGAGGCAUGGUGGAGAUGCCGGACGCAACGGUGGCCUUUGUACAUAGGAACCACCUGAAGGAGUCCAAUACGCUACCGAAUGAGAACAGAAUACUGGCGAUGAGUGAGCACACUGUCAGGAUCCUGGACUUCAGCGCCAUGGAGCAAAUGCAUUUCGUUAGUCUGCGGAAGAGUGUGAUUGGCAGGCGUUUUUUCAGAUAUCACGAUCUUGAGGCCGGUCAGGUCGUAGAGGGAACCGUGUCAUUCCUGAUUGAUCACGGCAUGAUCGUGCACCUGACUGACCAUAUCAAAGGCAUGGUGCCCCGGACGCACCUGUCUGACAUCCUCCUCAAGAACCCCGAGAAGAAGUACGUGGAGGGCAUGAAGAUCAAGUGUCGGGUGUUGUCAGUAGAUGCACAGAACAAGAAGCUCUACCUGACCAGGAAGAAGGCUCUGCUUGAAAGCACCUUGCCAUUGUUCCUCAGCUUUAACGACGCCCGUCCUGGCCGCGUGUCCCACGGCUUCAUCGUCUGCAUCAAAGACUUUGGCUGCAUUGUGCGUUUCUACAACAACGUCAAAGGUUUGGUGCCCACCAACCAGCUCAGCUCUGAGCCAAUCAUCAACCCCGAGGAGAUCUUCUACGUGGGCCAGGUGGUGAAGGCUAAAGUUCUUCAGUCUGACCCAGACAACGCGAAGCUGGUGCUGUCAUUUAAGGCCGUGGUGGAGGGAGACACACAAGAAGCUGCCGUCGCCCAGUUGGACUGUGAGGUGGGAUCGCGGCUGGAUGCUAAAGUGCUGAAAAAGUCCAUCAACGGUCUGGAGGUGGCCAUCCUCCCCGAUGAGGUCUUUGCCAUACUACCCACAAUGCACCUUUCUGACCACCUGUCCAACUGCCCUCUGCUGUGGGAGAGUUUGCAGGAGGGAGACAACAUCUCAAACCUCGUCUGCUACGGCAAGAACAAACGGAGCAUCAACAUCACCAAGAAACCAACGGUGAGAUGGUCGCUGGAGGAGGGAGUGGUUGCCAAGGACUUCUCUGAAGUCACGGUUGGAAUGCAGCUGAUUGGCUGGAUCAAGAACAUCAUGCCGUAUGGCGUGUUUGUGGAGUUUCCAUACGGCCUCGUUGGUCUUGCCCCCACGGCUGCCAUGACGGACAAGUUCCUCAUCGAUCCAAAAUGCGCCUUCCAGCUGGGCCAGACGGUGUUCGCCAAAGUGAGCAACCUGGACGUGGAGAAACGGCGUUUCCUGCUCACGCUGAAGAUCUCCGAGGUCAUAUCUCCAGAGGGCGACGCCCAGACGAGGCUCAUUAAUGGCCUGAAGGAACGAAAAGCUGUGAAUGAAAUGUUAGCUACAAGAGAGAACAGCGAUCCUCGCCAGCAGCUCGCCGCUCUGACCGUCGGUCAGAAGCUGAAGUUGACCGUAGACGCUGUGAACGACAGCGGCGCCACCUUCAAGUCUGACGAUUUGGCCGGUGCCACCAUUAUGGGAAACAAGCACCAUGCCACGGGCGUUAAUAUGACCCCGGGUCAGAAGGUUACGGCCGUCGUCCUCCACGUCGACGUCCUGUCCGCCUGUGUCCACGUGUCCAUCCGACCCAAGCUGGUGGCCAAGAAGAAAUCCCUGGCCGAAGGAUCAAAGCACACGGCGACCAUGCAGCACAUCGACAAAGACUUCUCCGUCAUCUCUCUGGGCGACACGGCGCAGCUCACCGUGAUCCAGACCACCGGCCACCUCAACGAGACGUCGCUGUCCGAGUCCGACCGGCUGAAGGCGGGGAUGAUUUUGGCCGUGGAGGUCAUCGAGCCCAGCUGCCAGGAGCUGCAGGGGCUCGCCCUCGUGUCGUGGAAGCGCACGACGCGCCCGACCUCGGAAAACCAGAAGGGUCACCGCUUUGGGGAUACGGUGCGCGGUGUCGUGCGGUCGGUGAAGCCCACCUCCAUCCAGGUCACUCUGGAGGACGGCGCCACGGGCAACGUGCACGUUUCUGAGCUGCUGGAGCUUGCCGACGUGCGUCAGGGCUCCUUCCCCACGUCCACGGUCAAAAAGGGCAGCGCGGUCACCGCCAGGGUCAUCGGAGGGCGCGAGGCCUCCGGCCGCAGAUACUUGCCCUUCUCCCAUGCCAGAUUUACAUACACCAUCCCUGAGCUCACACUCAUACCGAGCAAAUUGGAUCAGAGUCCAGAUUUAGUUCCACCAGUUCCAGCAAAAGAGAAACUAGAAGCCUAUACGGUCGGGGAAGAAAUUACAUGCUUUGUAUCAAAGUUUAUUCCGAAGAAGAAGACUUUGAACGUCACCAUCGACCCGGCUGUCACCGGGACAGUCGAGCUGCUGGACAUGAUCACCGAUCUAAAAAACGCAAGCCACCCGGAGAGGCUGUUCAAGCUCGGCCAAGUGGUCGUCGCCAAAGUGAUCGAAGUGAAGUCCAAACCUCAACGUCUCAUGCUGUCGCUCACAGGUGAUCACAAGCUGGAGAACGGCGGCGUGACUUUGGGGACGGUGGCUAAAAUUCUCCUUCCAUACGGCCUCCUGGUCAAACUUCCCUAUGGCAACAUGGGAACAGUCGCCAUCACCGAGCUGGCGGACGCCUACAAGCCGAGCCCACUGGCCGCGUACAGCAAGUAUCAGCUGUUGAGAUGUUUCAUCCUUGGCAAUAACGAUGGCAAAUGGCAGUUGUCUCUGCGUCCAUCGAGGCUGAACCCCCAGCAGUCCAAGCCAGCGAAGGACCCAGAAGUUAUGUCUAUAGACGACCUGAAGGCCGGCCAGCUCAUCAGAGGCUACAUCAAGUCUGUGGGGGAGUACGGGAUCUUCAUCCGGUUGUCAUCGAGCAUCACGGCAAGAGCUCAACUCCAGCUCUCCUCCAAGUACUUUGUCAAGAACCACGCGAUCUUCUCGGAGCACCUGACUCGCAAUACGCUGCUCACGGCCAAGAUCCACAGUAUUGACGAAAAGGAGAAGCUGGUCCACCUCUCUCUGCUCCCGCAGGACACCGGGAAGCCAGACGUCCUCCCUGAGUCUCUCGGUCUGCCGCUGUGUUUCACCGGCGAGGAGAAGAAGGAAUACGACUCCAAGAAGAAGAAGAAGCGAGCGGCGUCCGAGAGUGAGCAGUCCCAGGUUUCAAAAAAGAAGAAGACAACAAAGAAAGCAAAGACCGAUGACGCAGACAGCGGAGUGGAAGUGUACUUAAGAGAGCAGGAGGAGAAGAAGGAUAAAGAAGAACCCAAAUCUGGUUCUUUAAAACGGGCGGCUCCCAGCUCAUCGGGUCCAUCCAGGCUGCAGGUGGCUUCAGGUUUCUCUUGGGACGUGCAACUGAGCUCCCUGAAGCCGGCCUCUGCGGCGCAGGAUGCCGACUCCAGUGACGAAGAGGACCAAGACGGGAGCAGCCAGCCCCAGAAGAGGUCUCGUCACGAGCUCCAGCAGGAGCAGAAGGCGGUGGAGAAGGCCCUGGUGCAGCGGGAGACGGAGCUCAUGGAUCCGAGCCUGCGGCCCCAAGAUGGCGGCGCCUUCGAGCGCCUGCUCCUCGCCUCCCCCGACAGCUCCCUGCUCUGGCUCCAGUACAUGGCUCACCAUCUGCAGGCCACCCAGAUCGAGCAGGCCCGCGCCGUGGCCGAGCGGGCCCUGAAAACCAUCUCCUUUAGAAAAUUGGAUCAGAGUCAAGAUUUAGUUCCACCAGUUCCAGCAAAAGAGAAACUAGAAGCCUAUACGGUCGGGGAAGAAAUUACAUGCUUUGUAUCAAAGUUUAUUCCGAAGAAGAAGACUUUGAAUGUCACCAUCGGCCCGGCUGUCACCGGGACAGUCGAGCUGCUGGACAUGAUCACCGAUCUAAAAAACGCAAGCCACCCGGAGAGGCUGUUCGAGCUCGGCCAAGUGGUCGUCGCCAAAGUGAUCGAAGUGAAGUCCAAACCUCAACGUCUCAUGCUGUCGCUCACAGGUGCUCACAAGCUGGAGAAAGGCGGCGUGACUUUGGGGACGGUGGCUAAAAUUCUCCCUCCAUACGGCCUCCUGGUCAAACUUCCCUCUGGCAACAUGGGAACAGUCGCCAUCACCGAGCUGGCGGACGCCUACAAGCCGAGCCCACUGGCCGCGUACAGCAAGGAUCAGCUGUUGAGGUGUUUCAUCCUUGGCAAUGACGAUGGCAAGUGGCAGUUGUCUCUGCGGCCAUCGAGGCUGAACCCCCAGCAGUCCAAGCCAGCGAAGGACCCAGAAGUUAUGUCUAUAGACGACCUGAAGGCCGGCCAGCUCAUCAGAGGCUACAUCAAGUCUGCGGGGAAGCACGGGAUCUUCAUCCGGUUGUCAUCGAGCAUCACGGGAAGAGCUCAACUCCAGCUCUCCUCCAAGUACUUUGUCAAGAACCACGCGAUCUUCUCGGAGCACCUGACUCGCAAUACGCUGCUCACGGCCAAGAUCCACAGUAUUGACGAAAAGGAGAAGCUGGUCCACCUCUCUCUGCUCCCGCAGGACACCGGGAAGCCAGACGUCCUCCCGGAGUCUCUCGGUCUGCCGCUGUGUUUCACCGGCGAGGAGAAGAAGGAAUACGACUCCAAGAAGAAGAAGAAGCGUGCGGCGUCCGAGAGUGAGCAGUCCCAGGUUUCAAAAAAGAAGAAGACAACAAAGAAAGCAAAGACCGAUGACGCAGACAGCGGAGUGGAAGUGUACUUAAGAGAGCAGGAGGAGAAGAAGGAUAAAGAAGAACCCAAAUCUGGUUCUUUAAAACGGGCGGCUCCCAGCUCAUCGGGUCCAUCCAGGCUGCAGGUGGCUUCAGGUUUCUCUUGGGACGUGCAACUGAGCUCCCUGAAGCCGGCCUCUGCGGCGCAGGAUGCCGACUCCAGUGACGAAGAGGACCAAGACGGGAGCAGCCAGCCCCAGAAGAGGUCUCGUCACGAGCUCCAGCAGGAGCAGAAGGCGGCGGAGAAGGCCCUGGUGCAGCGGGAGACGGAGCUCAUGGAUCCGAGCCUGCGGCCCCAAGAUGGCGGCGCCUUCGAGCGCCUGCUCCUCGCCUCCCCCGACAGCUCCCUGCUCUGGCUCCAGUACAUGGCUCACCAUCUGCAGGCCACCCAGAUCGAGCAGGCCCGCGCCGUGGCCGAGCGGGCCCUGAAAACCAUCUCCUUUAGGGAGGAGCAGGAGAAGCUGAACGUGUGGGUGGCCCUGCUUAACCUGGAGAACAUGUACGGCACCGAGGAGAGCCUGAAGAAAGUGUUUGAGCGAGCGCUGCAGUUCUGCGAGCCCGUGCUCGUGUACCAGCAGCUGGCGGACAUCUACGCAAAGUCCGACAAGGCCAAGGAGGCGGAGGGCCUGUACAAGACCAUGGUGAAGCGGUUCCGUCAGAAGAAGGCCGUGUGGCUGAGCUACGGGACCUUCCUGCUGCAGCAGGGCCAGAGUGACGACGCCAGCGUUCUCCUGCAGAGGGCGCUGACGAGUCUGCCCUCCAAAGAAAGCGUGGACGUGAUCGCCAAGUUCGCUCAGCUGGAGUUCCGUUAUGGCGACUCGGAGAAAGGUCGCACCAUGUUUGACAAAGUCCUGACGAGCUACCCCAAACGCACGGACCUGUGGUCCGUCUUCAUCGACCUCAUGGUCAAACGUGGGUCGCAGAAGGAAGUCAGGGCGCUGUUUGAUCGGGUGAUCCACCUGAGCGUUUCAGUGAAGAAGAUCAAGUUCUUCUUCAAGCGCUCUUUGGAGUACGAGAAGAAGCACGGCACGCCAGAGAGCAUCCAGGCCGUCAAGGAGAAGGCCAUGGAGUUUGUGGAAGCUAAAGGCACAGAGGCCGCCAACUAACCACCGAAUGCACACAAUAAUACACACCACGCUGUGUGUGUGUGUGGACUGCGGUUUGCCGAGGUCUGAGCCUCACACCUGUUCACAAAUGAGCUUGUGGCUCCAGGUGCUCAUACAGGCUCCUCCUCAAAAUAAUCAACUUCCUAGCUUGUACUUAAGCUUUUAUGUUUUUUUUUAAAUUGUUAUGGACCGAAGUCAAACAUUUGUUUAGAGGGGUUGGGACAAACAUCUGUAAAUGUUCAAAGAAAACUGGUAUUUGACAUUUCCUUCUAGUGAAUGUUGCACGAGAGAGCGCUAUAAAGAGAAUAACUUGUGUCAUAACUAUGAAUUUACUGCAUUGUCAUUCAAAACACUUGUGGGAAUAUUUUCUAUUAAUCCGGCUAUCGCCGUUCAAUAAAUCCAACGCCAUUACAAUACA